Molecule: messenger RNA, 1447 nt
Organism: Thamnophis sirtalis
Lineage: Eukaryota; Metazoa; Chordata; Lepidosauria; Squamata; Natricidae
Source: RefSeq, a predicted model, not a curated record
AUUUUAACUACCCACAAUGUCCUUGAAACCACGAGUAGUUGAUUUUGAUGAAACAUGGAACAAGCUUCUCACAACUAUUAAAGCUGUUGUUAUGUUGGAUUAUGUGGACAUAUAUGCUUUGUGUGUGGCCUAUCCCGAACCACUUGGGGAAAGACUUUAUAUGGAAACUAAAUUUUUUUUGGAAAAUCAUGUACGCCAUUUGCACAAGACAGUCUUGGACUCUGAAGAAAAAGUACUGGUAAUGUAUUACAGAAACUGGGAUGAAUACAGUAAAGGGGCAGAGUAUAUGGAUUGCUUAUAUAGAUACCUCAAUACGCAGUUUAUUAAAAAGAACAAAUUGACUGAAGCUGAUCUUCAAUAUGGUUAUGGGGGUGUGGAUAUGAGUGAGCCAUUGAUGGAGAUUGGAGAGCUAGCACUUGAUAUGUGGAGGAGAUUAAUGAUUGAGCCCUUACAGGCUGCCCUCAUUCGAAUGUUGCUCUGCGAAAUUAAAAAGUGAGUGCUUUUCUUUUUUUAAAAAAUGUGUAUUACAAAGAAUAGCUUGUCUAAAUGCAUAUGCAUUUACUGUACUCCUAUGACCAUUGUGUUAGAAGAAAGUCCUAGGUUGGAAUCCAGGCCAGGUCAUCUAAAGAAUAUGCAGGGUGAAUUGCUUGGAGCAGAGGCAGAGUUCAUUUUGAAAGCAUAAUGUGCAGUACAGCAAUUGAAGGUUGCAACAACUUACAGGUUUGAGAUGGUUACCUUUAUAGAGAAACAUUUUCUUUGCUCCUCCCAGGGAUAGGACUUGCCCUCUAGGAAUUAUUGCAAACUGCAAUUAGCUGGAUGGCCAAAAGGGGGCACUUGUUGGUUAAGGAACCCUGCUGAGCUUGUGGGGUUUUCCACUUACUGUAUUUACAUUAUUAACUGGCUUAACAUUGCUGCUGGAGGUGGCAAUCACAGAGGAAGGGAUUUUUUUUUGGUACCUGAAAGGCAUGUUUACUUGAAUGGGCUGUCACCUUUGGCCAAUUUCAUCCCCCUUGUGUGCCUUGGUGUUGACCUUGGGUCCAGGUUUGGGGAAUCUUGUAUGUGUAAAGGAUUUCCAUAUCCUGGGGGCAUUUCUAAUGGUUUUGAUUGAGUUACCAGUGUCUACCAACUUCCUAUCAGUUUCAUCCAAAGUGUCAAACUUGGCAGAAAGGCUCAAGUGGUUCUUUGUUUUAUGACCUGGGGUUUUCUGCGGUCAGGCAUGGCCAAGAUUAGUGUGUGGUCUGGCUACAAGAUGUCAUGGAGGCUUUUACCGUCUAACAGUACAAUUCCAUAAUUUUUUAAUAAUUGUAUGUACUUAUUUUAAACAGAAAUUGUAUGUGAGAUGUGAGGCUGAUGGUCUAUUUCAGUUGCAAUUAUUACAGCGACCUUUUUACUGCAAGUUAAAAAAACAAGAAAAAAGUCAAGGAAACAAUUGGUCCAUUGCUGGGAG